Messenger RNA from Gastrolobium bilobum, 3306 nucleotides. RefSeq lists its product as uncharacterized. The transcript is spliced from 4 exons. NCBI's taxonomy places the organism in Eukaryota, Viridiplantae, Streptophyta, Magnoliopsida, Fabales, Fabaceae. The record is from RefSeq and is a predicted model, not a curated record. Gene Ontology annotation, molecular function: RNA-DNA hybrid ribonuclease activity; nucleic acid binding. Gene Ontology annotation, biological process: DNA integration. Bases 1 to 3306 code for a protein of 1101 amino acids.
AUGUGCAUGGCCAUUUCAGAUAAGCCGUGUUUUAAGGAAGAAAGAAGGAAGACAGGCAAACAAGUAGUUUUUGAUGACCUGGAUGAUGAGAUAAUUGAUCCAGAGCACGACGAUCCUUUAGUCAUUUCUGGGCUGCUAGCAAUUUAUCGCGUUGAUAGAAUGUUGGUAGACUCGGGGAGCUCGGUGGACAUUAUAUUUUUGGAUGCGUUUAGAAGAAUGGAUUUGGAUUAUGACCAGUUGGAGCCAUGUAAGGAGAAAAAUGUUGUGGAGCCACCACAACAAGCCAAAGAAGGAAAUGUACAAAGAGAAGAAGAAGGAAAGAAAGAAAAAGAGGUAAUGGUGGUGGGGAUGGAUCCUCGGGUGGAGGACAAGGCGGAUAGGCCGGAACCCGCCGGUGCAAUGGAAGAAGUUCAAUUAGGGAUAUCUCCAAAACAGUGUACUAAGAUGGGGUUCGAGUUGGAGCCUGAGGUGGCAGAGAGUUUGAAGGAUUUGUUGAAAAAGAAUGCUGAUUUGUUUGCAUGGAAACCUUCAGAUAUGCCCGGUAUGGAUCCGGCAUUGUCUUGUCAUCGCUUGGCAAUGACCCCAGGAGUAAAGCCGGUAGCGCAGAAGAAACGGAGAUUUUGUUUAGAAAGGAGGAGGGCCAUUGAAGAAAAGACACAAGAGCUUUUGGAAGCAGGGUUUAUUAGAGAAAUAGAAUAUGCUACGUGGCUAGCCAACCCAGUGCUGAUAAGGAAGCCAGAUGGGAAAUGGAGAAUGUGUACAGAUUAUACAGACUUCAAUAAAAUACCGUUAUGGAAGGAAGAUCAAGAAAAAACAGCGUUCAUAACUGAUAAUGCAGUGUAUUGUUAUAAUGUCAUGCCAUUUGGAUUAAAGAAUGCAGGAGCAACGUACAUGAGGAUGAUGAACAAAGUGUUUAAGGCACAAAUGGGUAGAAUGUUGGAAGUAUACAUGAAUGAUAUGAUUGUGAAGUCGGGGGACGGUAAGACACAUUUACAAGACUUGCAGGAGGUGUUCGAGCAGGUCGGGAAGCAUAAUAUGCGCUUAAACCCAAGUAAGUGCACUUUCGGGGUUCCAGCCGGAAAUUUUUUGGGUUUCCUGUUAACAGAAAGGGGAAUUAAAGCUAACACGGACAAGUGUAGAGCAGUGAUGGAAAUGAAAAGCCCAGAGAAUAUUAAAGAAGCCCAAAAGUUGAACGGGCGAGUAACAGCUUUGUCCCGAUUUUUGGCCAAGUCUGCACAGGUGUCUUUGCCACUAUUUCAACUUCUAAAGAAGGGAAGUAAUUUUGCAUGGACGGAGGAAUGUGAGACAACAUUUCAGCGCUUCAAAGAGAUGUUGGCUUCGCCGCCAAUCCUAGGCAAGCCGGAACCAGGUGAAGUGUUAUACUUAUAUUUAUCUGUUUCACAGGAGGCUGUUAGUUCAGUUCUCGUCCGAGAAGGGAAAGAUGGGAAACAGCAACCGGUAUACUUUAUAAGCAAGGUGUUACAAGGAGCAGAAACAAGAUAUCAGCAUGUAGAGAAAAUUGCAUUUACACUGUUGAUUACAGCAAGGAGGCUUCAUCAGUAUUUCCAAUGUCAUCAAGUGGUUGUUCGGACUAAUCAGCCAAUAAGGCAAAUGUUGCAUAAGCCGGACCUCGCAGGUCGGAUGGUAGCAUGGGCAGUGGAGUUAUCUGAAUUUGGCAUUCAUUUUGAAGCGCGCAACACGAUCAAAGCACAAGCUUUUGCCGAUUUCGUGGUAGAGAUGACACAACCCGAAGGGAAGCAAGAAAAUGGUUGGUGGAAGUUGUUUGUGGACGGGUCGUCCAACAAAAGAGGCAGUGGGGUAGGGGUUAUAAUAGAGAACCCGGAAGGAGCGGUCGUAGAACAUUCGCUGGCAUUGGAGUUUCCAACGACUAAUAAUCAAGCAGAGUAUGAAGCAAUGGUUACUGGUUUGGUUUUGGCAAAGGAGCUCGGAGCUGAGCUCCUAGAGGUGUAUAGCGAUUUCCAAUUAGCAACUUCGCAAAUCAGCGGAGUUUACCAAGCUCGAGGGGAGAUUAUGAUUAAAUAUUUGGCAAGGGUACAGGAGUUGAUGAAAGAAUUGAAGGAGAUCCGAGUAGAGCACAUUCGGAGAAACGAUAAUGUUAGAGAAGAUGUGUUGUCAAAGCUGGCGAGCACUAAAGCCUCAGGAAAUUUGAGGACCAUUAUACAGCAAAAUAUUCGAGCUCCGAGUAUGGUGUGGAUGGUCGAAGAGGUGGAUUGGAGAAGCCCAAUUAUAGAGUAUUUGGAAAAGGGAAAGGAGCCAGGAGAAAAAAUGGAAGCAAGUCGGCUUAGGAGAAGAGCGGCUUGGUUUGUCAGGAUAGAAGGACAGUUGUAUAGAAGAGGGAUAAAUUCUCCUUUGUUGAAAUGCAUAGCUCCACCGAACACGGAAUACGUGCUAGAAGAAAUACACGAGGGGAUCAAUGGACAUCAUCUAGGAGGGAAGUCGUUAGCUAGAAAGCUAUACAAGCAGGAUAUUUUUGGCCAACAAUGGGAGAAAAUGCUAAAAAACAUGUACGCAGAUGUGAACAGUGUCAGAAGUCCGUUUCCUAGAGCAGCCGGAGGAGUGAAAUAUCUGAUAGUGGCAGCAGAUUACUUCACCAAGUGGAUAGAGGCAGAACCCGUCACCACCAAAACUGCUCGGAAAGUCCAGAAGUUUUUCAUUAGGAAAAUAAUCUGCAGGUUUGGUAUUCCGGCUAUAAUCAUAACUGAUAAUGGGACACAGUUCAUUGAUAGAAAAUUUCGGCAGGUAAUAGCCGACUUGGGGAUAAAGCACCAGUUUGCAGCAGUUGAACAUCCACAAACAAACGGGCAAGUGGAUUUGGCAAACAAAAUUCUGACAAACGGGUUAAAAAGAAGAGUAGAAGCGUGCAAAGGAAGUUGGGUAGAAGAGCUAGACAAUGUUUUAUGGGGAUAUAGAACUUCUGUGCAGUUUAGUAUUCAAGAAACACCGUUUAAAAUGACUUACGGGUUUGACACAAUGUUACCUGUAGAAGUCAGAGAACCAUCAUGGAGAAGGAAGUUGAGUUCAGAAGAUAAAGAGAAAGAGAAUAGUGAGUUGAUGAAGAUUGAUAUGCAGUUGCUGGAGGAAGAAAGAGACAAAAUAGCAAUCGUUGAAAUGGCAUCCAAGCAGCGAGCAGCGACAAGAUACAACAGAACAGUGGUCAAGCGAACAUUUCAAGUAGGAGAUUUGGUGCUCAGGCGGGCAGAUGUGGGAAAUAAGAAUGCAAGAGAUGGGAAGUUAGCAGCCAAUUGGGAAGGUCCAUACCGAGUAACAAAAGCCACUAAUACAUGA